Psylliodes chrysocephalus is the source of this 595-nucleotide messenger RNA. The record is from the annotation of a GenBank genome assembly. Lineage: Eukaryota; Metazoa; Arthropoda; Insecta; Coleoptera; Chrysomelidae.
AUAAAAUUGAGAUAGAAGUGUAAAUCAUUGUUAAAAUUAUUCUUGUAAUGUCGGUUUAAAUUUAAGAUGAAGGUGCCCUUCUAUACUGUCAUUGGACCAAUAUUGAAGAAAAACCAUCGGUCCAUUAGAUAUUUUUGUGAAAAUCCAGCUUUAUCAUUUUCUCCUUUUUAUGUACUUAUUUUAGGAAUUUUAGGUGUGGGUUUAAGUAUAUACGAUAUACUUAGAAUAAUAAAAUGCGGUCCAAUAUUGCCGGGUUUUCUUUGGAGAGAAAGACUGAAAAACAGUUCACUGGUAGCACCAGAAGUGGAAAGAGAUUUUAAAUUAAUAUGUCUAGUUUUGUCGUCUGAAUAUUAUUUAUUUCUUUUAGUGGGCUUAGCAACAUCUAACCCCAUAUUUUUUCUCCCCUUCAUGUGCCUAUAUGCGGGUAUAAUUUUAAUGGAAUCGUCGAUAUUUUUAAUGAGGGCCUUCAUGGAAGGUUUGGAUUUCAAAAAAUCUAGUCUGGUGAUGUCUAUGUUCAUGGUCUACAACUGGUUAUCGGUAUUUUGCACAUUUUGCCGACAUAUGACAGGAUGUGAUGUAUAAGUAUAUGUAGUAG